Molecule: messenger RNA, 192 nt
Organism: Lottia gigantea (owl limpet)
Lineage: Eukaryota; Metazoa; Mollusca; Gastropoda; Lottiidae
Exons: 1
Coding region: 1-192 (63 amino acids)
Biological process (GO): innate immune response
Cellular component (GO): cytoplasm
Molecular function (GO): RNA binding
Source: RefSeq, a predicted model, not a curated record
AUGUACUGUAUAUCUGGUUACAGGGUUCCACCAAUAUCUAAGACUAAGAAAGUGUUGGUACCAAGUAAUGCUAUUAGUAGAGUUAUUGGACGUGGUGGUUGUAAUAUCAAUGCUAUAAGAGAUGUAUCAGGUGCUCAUGUAGAAGUGGAAAAACAGAAAGGUUUAUCAGAGAGAGCUAUUACAAUCAAGUGA